AUGAGCGGCGUAUUGUCAGAUGCUGUAGCACUGGCGGUGGAGGGCCCUCGUGGGAGUCGGGUGGAUUUGCAGCAGAACCCAUGGGAGUGCGACUGCGGGGCCACGUCACUGAAGCGCUGGCUGGAGGGACUGAGCGCCGUGGUGGUGAUGGGCGAGGUGGUCUGUCAUUCCCCAGCAAAGACCAAGGGUGUGGACCUGCGAUCGGUUUCCAUGGAGCUCCUGUGCCCCGAGAUGGAAGAACUCGAAGGCACCACCCAACCGGAAGACGGACCAUCGCCAGCAACACCCACUACCGUUGCUGAAAGAGGUACCACCACGGAAUACCCCAGCGAGGUCCCCGGUCCAGUCAGCCCCUCUACGAAAGACUCCAUCCCGUUGUCCGUUCUGGUCCUCAGCCUCUUGAUUUUGUUCGUCUCGGCGUUCUUUGCAGCCGCCGCGUUGAUGGCUUACGCGCUGAAACGCAGGGACAAGCUUCCGUUUCGUCGGCAAGGCGAGGUGGAUCUGGCCGGUAUUCAAAUGGAAUGCGGGAUUUUCACAGAGCAGUCCCAUCACCACCACCAUCACCACCAUGGAAUACCAGAGACGCCGACUCUUCCCGCCGAACACAGUCACGUUUACGACACCAUUCUACCGCCGGAAGCUUCCAAUCGCGUCUACAAAGAGGACCAGGACCCAGCGGCAAAGCAGAGAACGAUACAGCAAGAAAAAGCAAGCGAAACGGAAGGAGCGUACCGUACAACUUCUGAAAAAGAUAAGGAGUGGUCUGUGGAAGGCGCAACGUCAAGUCCCAUCAGCACCGUGACGGGAACUGUGGGAGCUCUGGCCGGUCUCCACGGAAAUGGUAUCCUCUGUCCGACCGUGAUCGACAGUCAAGGACCCACACCCAAAGUGGAGCUGGUUGACUGCUUGUUCAGGAUUCCAAACCCGGGCGGGUACGCAAGGCCGCCGCCAAGAUAUCCGCACCACCCGGACUCAAGCGUGCAAGACACUCGGGGUGAGCCGUCGCUAGUAGUGACAACAGCUAGCAGCUCCACAGGGGCCAAUAGCGAGCAUAUGGCCAGACUGAGGACCAAGCCGGACUAUAUGGAAGUUUUGGAUCGCUCCUAUCAGUUUUAA
Molecule: messenger RNA, 1116 nt
Organism: Knipowitschia caucasica
Lineage: Eukaryota; Metazoa; Chordata; Actinopteri; Gobiiformes; Gobiidae
Source: the annotation of a GenBank genome assembly